Molecule: messenger RNA, 1778 nt
Organism: Aphis gossypii (cotton aphid)
Lineage: Eukaryota; Metazoa; Arthropoda; Insecta; Hemiptera; Aphididae
Exons: 4
Coding region: 440-1228 (262 amino acids)
Source: RefSeq, a predicted model, not a curated record
GCAUUUAAGAAAAUAAUCAUAAUAAUUAUUAGCAAUUAAGAUUAAGCAUACACACAUACACACACACAUUAAGAUAUCAUAUUAUAAGAAUUCCAGUCUGCCGUUCAGGCGGGCAUUCGCGUUAUUAUUGUCUUCUUGUACAGACGGCCAAAGGCGAGUUUAAAAGACUACGCAGAUCGUCUGGACAGGAAGAUAUAGUUAAAUAGUUAUAAAUGUUUGUAAUAAUAAUUAAAAAUAUAUAUAUUAAUGUGUAUCAAAAAAAUUAAAUACAAUUAACAAGUAUAGUGAUUCAAAGAAAAAGAUUUUUUACUCUAAAAUAUAAAUCGAUCACCUAAUUCCAUAUCUCAGACGAAAGCCACGAUUUCAACAAACAAGUCUACACGGGAAUCAGAGAGAAAAAAUUACAGAUAACUUAAGCCAAGAGUUUGAAGCUGUCAAAAUGAAUUUAGAAUCCAACGAUAUGUCUUCUGACGAUUUUGAUCGAUGUAAACAAAUAUUUUUGAAUAACUUAGCGGUAACUGAUGAACAGAGAGCAAGAAUAGAACGAGAUACAGUUGGUCAAAAAAACAAUGAUUUGUGGAAACAAUAUAAAAGUCAACGACUCACAGCGUCCUAUUUUGGAAGAGUUUGCAAACUUCGAAGUGUGGAUUCCCGUCCGAAAUGUGUAGAGAAUAUCUUGUAUGAUUCAUUUCGCGGUGAUCGAAACACGAGGUAUGGAAUCAAUAACGAAGAAAAUGCAAGACAACAAGUAGGAAAAACUCUGGGCAAACAGAUACAUUUAUCAGGAUUGUUCAUUCAUAAAACCCUACAUUAUUUGGGUGCGAGUCCAGAUGGAUUAGUAGAUGAAGUCGAUGGAGACUCAAUUUUAGAAAUAACAUGUCCGUCAAGUAUUCAAGAAUAUACACCAAGGGAAGCGUUUGAAAAUGGAAAAUUAAAAUUCAUGACUGAAAAUAAUGAAGGACAACUUGUUUUAAAAGAGGAGGAUAAACGUUAUUACCAAGUACAGGGAGAACUUAAUAUUUCCGAAAAGACAUAUUGUUAUUUCGUUGUAUGGACUCCCAAAGGUUUUAUAAUGGACAAGAUACAAAGAGAUGAGUCGUUUUGGAAUGACAAGAUUGAGCCUCGUGUCACUGAAUUUUACAUGAAUUCAUUACUCCCAGAAAUGAUUGAUUCAAGACGUGCACGGGAUUUACCAAUAAGGGCAAGCAUCGUGGAUCAAGCAGUUUAAUAUAAUAUUAUUAUUAUUUAUUAUUAUUAUUCAUGACAAAUUAAAACGCUUUUUUAUGCUUGUAUUUGCGAUAAUCAACUAAAAAAAUAUAUGAAUUUUAAAAAUUAAAUAAAUACAAUUUAAACUAUAUAGGUAAUAGGUACCUAUAUAUUAUAUUCUUAUGUUAUAAUAAUUAUGAACUACCUAUCAUUUAUACUUCAAACUUUUUAACUAUUUUCUUAUUCAAAAAUAAUAGCACACAUAUUUAUAAUAAACCAAUAUAUAAUAAACGAUAACGUGUGAUACCUAAUCACUUAAAAAAUAUAUAUAAAUAUAAUUUAAACUAUGAUAUAUUGUAAUAUUAAUAAAUUAACCAUUAUUAAUGUUUUAAAAUAUUUCACUAUUUUCUUGUUCAAAAAUAAUAGCACACAUAUUUAUUAUAAUUAUAUAGUAUACAUGCACAUAAAUACAUAUUUUAGUCAGCACUAUUUCUUGUUUUUAUUUAAUGUUUUUAACUUUUAGACUGGCGAGUGGUAGGUAAACACAUUUAUUAAAUAUGCCCGGCGGCCUG